This is a messenger RNA of Vicia faba (fava bean), 4512 nucleotides long. NCBI's taxonomy places the organism in Eukaryota, Viridiplantae, Streptophyta, Magnoliopsida, Fabales, Fabaceae. The record is from the annotation of a GenBank genome assembly.
AUGUCUACUACUGAUACUACUGCUAAUCCAAAGGGGAAGAAGAGCUACGAUCUCUACUUGAGUUUCUGCGGUGUUCACGACGAUGUUCCUUUUGUUUUGAAACUCCGUGAGGCUCUUUCUUCCUAUGUUCCAGAAGCUCUUAUUUUCUUUGACUUUGUCAAGCUUCGACAUAUUGGUCGGGUAACCGUAACCGCGCCUUCAGAGUUAUCUCUUAAUGUAAUUCAAGACUGCAAAAUGGUCAUAAUCAUACUUUCAAGAAAUUAUACUAAUUCACAAUCGUGUCUUCAAGAACUCGAGUUCAUAACCCAGUGUUGCCUAACUAUACCUGCUCUUAUUGUUCUGCCUGUCUUGUAUCCCAUCGAGCCAAGUUUGCAAAUAGGUAUAUUUGGACAGCCUUUUCACAACUUUCUCGAUAGAGUUUCGAUCAAAGAAAUCUCCCAAGGUGAAGACAAGAUCAUGACUUUGGUGGAAGCUAUGAGUAAAUCUACCCAAUAUCCAACCGAUUUCGCACCCAUGGACGGGGACGAGUAUGAUUGUGUCAAGAGUGUAGUUGAUCGUGUUAUUUCUGUGAUAUACAAAAAAAGACCAGAAUUGUCGAGGACUUUCUAUACACCUAGUGUAAAAUCUAGUGUGCAAGAUGUGAUUCAACUAUUGAAACAAUCAAAAUCUCCUCUCGUAAUAGGGAUUUGGGGGAUAGCAGGGAUUGGUAAAACAACCAUUGCCAAAACCAUUUAUGAUCUGAUUGGUCCCUAUUUUGAGGGCAAGUGCAUGCUCCUUAAUGUUGGUGGAGUUUGGGGACGAAAUAACGGUCCAGUUUCUUUACAGGAAGAGCUUCUUUUUCAUGUCAACAAAGCCACUGGAUUUGAAAAAGUGACUUUAAAAAGAAACCUUCGAAAUAAAAGGGUACUUGUUAUACUUGAAGAUGUUAAUAAAUUGGAACAGCUAAAUGCGUUGUGUGGAAGUCGUAACUGGUUUGGUGCAGGUAGCAAAAUAAUCAUCACGACAAGAGAUAGACGUUUACUCAAGGAGUAUGGAGUUGACCAUAUAUAUAGAGUGAAAGAACUGGAUGAAAGUGAAUCGCUUGAUGUUUUCAAGUGGGGUGCAUUCGGCAAAGAAACAAGUCCAGAAAAUUUUGAUGAACUUUCCAGACAGGUAGUUGCUUAUUCUGGGGGAUGGCCUCUUGCUCUUAUAGCCCUUGGGAGGCUUUUGCAUGGAAAGGAAGCCCUUCAGUGGGAAGGUGUGUUAUGGAGUCUCAAAAAUUUUUCUAUUCCGGCUCCACGACUACUGAAUAUUCUAGAAAAGAGUUUUAAUGAGUUGAGUGAUAACGAGAAACAAACAUUCCUGGAUAUAGCAAGUUUCUUUAUUGGGAAGAACCAAAAUGAUGUACUCCAAACGUUAAAUAGGUCAACGCAAAGGGCGGCUUUUCAAAUAAGCCUUCUUGAAGACAAGAGCCUUGUUGCCAUCGAUGAGAAUAACAAGCUUGAAAUGCAUAUUCUCCUACAAGCCAUGGCCAGAGAUAUCAUUAAAAGAGAAUCAAGCAGUAGGACUAAUCAGGCCAAGAUGUACGACGUGUUCUUGAGUUUCAGAGGGGAAGACAGUCGUGCAAAGUUCAUGUCACAUCUCUAUUCUUCUCUUCAAAAUGCAGAGUUGGAAAGGAUCAUGGAAAUUAGCAGAGCCAGGGGACUGGAUGUUGUGCCAGUGUUCUAUGAGGUAGAUCCCGCUGAAGUACGUCAUCAGGAAGGUCAGUUUGGGAAAGCUUUUGAAGAACUUAGAUCAACAACCUCAGUGAAUGAAUCCACAAAGACUAACUGGAGAAGAGACCUUUUCGAUAUUGGUAGCAAAGCAGGGUUUGUACUCAAAGAUUCCAGGAAUGAAAGUGGAGAUGUCAAGAAUAUUGUUGAAAGUGUCUCCCGUUUGCUAGAUAGGACAGAGUUAUUUGUUGCUGAACAUCAAGUAGGUGUAGAAUCCCGUGUGGAAGCAGCAACUAAACUACUAGAUAUCCAAAAAUCAGAAGAUGUUUUAGUUCUUGGGAUAUGGGGAAUGGGGGGCAUGGGUAAAACAACCAUUGCAAAAGCAAUAUAUAAUCAAAUUGGAAGCAAGUUUGAGGGAAAGAGCUUCCUUCUGAAUAUAAGGGAAAUUUGGGAGACAAACAAUCAAGUUUCUUUACAGCAACAAGUACUCGGUGAUAUUUACAAAACAAUGACAUUCAAGAUACGUGACAUCGAAUCUGGGAAAAUUAUCUUGAAGGAAAGACUUUCCCAAAAUAGGAUACUUUUUGUACUUGAUGAUGUGAAUGAAGUAGACCAACUAAAUGCUUUGUGUGGAAGUCGUGAAUGGUUUGGUCCGGGGAGUAGAAUAAUUAUCACAACAAGAGAUUUGCAUAUUCUUAAUUCGUGUAGAGUUGAUCAAGUGCAUAGAAUAGAAGAAAUGGACGGAAAUGAAUCUCUUGAGCUUUUUUGUUGGCAUGCAUUCAAGCAAUCAAGACCGACAAAAGAUUUUGCUAGACAUUCAACAGAUGUGAUUGCUUAUUCCGGGGGAUUGCCACUAGCACUUCAAGUCCUUGGGUCAUAUUUGUCUGACUGUGAAAUACCAGUGUGGCAGAAAGUUUUGGAAAAACUAAAAUGUAUUCCCCAUAAUCAAGUACAUAAGAAGCUAAAAGUAAGUUUUGAUGGUUUAAAAGAUAUCACAGAGAAACAAGCAUUCCUUGACAUAGCUUGUUUUUUUAUUGGAAUGGACCGAAAUGAUGUAACACAAAUAUUAAAUGGGUGUGGAUUUUUUGCUGAUAUUGGAAUUAAAGUUCUUAUUGAGCGAAGUCUUGUAACUGUUGACAAUAGGAACAAGCUUCAAAUGCAUGAUUUGUUGAGAGACAUGGGAAGACAAAUAAUUUAUGAGGAAUCACCAUUUGAUCUUGAGAAGCGCAGUAGGUUGUGGCGUCCUGAAGAAGUGUUUGAUAUACUAUCAAAGUAUACGGGAACAAAAGCUGUCAAGGGACUGGCUUUAGAGUUUCCAAAAACAAACAAAGUUUGUCUAGAUACCAAAGCAUUUAAGAAGAUGAAUAAACUCAGAUUACUUCAACUUGCUCGGAAAGGAAGUUUAGUUGCUAUGGAGUUAAAAUAUAGUAAUCUCAAAUAUUCAUGGAAUUGGAGCCAAAAGAUGUUAGAGAAUCUAAAAUUUCUUAAUCUUAGUCAUUCUCUGGAGUUGACUGAAACCCCAAACUUUGAUUACAUGCCUAAUUUGGAAAAGAUAGUACUAAAAGACUGUCCAAGUUUAUCUUCCGUCUCUUAUACCAUUGGAGAUCUCGAUAAACUUCUUCUUAUAAACUUGUCAAACUGCACAGGUCUUGGGACACUUCCGAGAAGCAUCUAUGGUUUAAAAUCUCUAGAAACCUUUAUUCUUUCUGGAUGUUCCUUGAUCGACAAAUUGGAGGAGGAUUUGGAAUGUAUGAAAUCCUUGACAACCUUAAUUGUGGAUAAGACUGCUAUAACAAAAGUGUCCUUUUCAAUAGUAAGAUCUAAAAGCAUUAAAUAUAUUUCUUUACCUGGCUUUGAAGGAUUUUCACGUGAUGUAUUUCCUUCUCUCAUUCGAUCUUGGAUGUCACCAUCAAAGAAUGUGAUAUCCCUCGUUCAAACAUUUGCGCCCAUGUCAUCUCUUGGUCUUUGUAUGAAAUGUGACUCAAAACCACAACUGUCUCAAGAUGUAGCAAGAAUUUUGGAUGCAUUGAAAGCCACAAAUUGUCAGAAACUGGAACCAAGUGCAACUUCAACUCCUUCUCGUUUGAUUAACGAUUACAUUGCUCAAGCUUCCACUUCAAAGUCUAAUAAUUUCUUGAAAUCUUUCUUGAUUCAAAUGGGAAUGAAACUCCAAUCCACCAAUAUUGCCCAAGACAACAUUUUACAGACUGCGGAUGGAAUUUGGGAUCCAAUUUUGCUCCCAUGUUACAAUAUAUCUGAUUGGUCAACCAUCAGUAGUAAAGGUUGUUCUAUAAUAUUUGAUGUCCCAACAAUGAAGGGGAGUAACCUGAAGAAUAUGACGUUGUUCCUUGUCUAUUACUCUUCCUCGGACAACAUAGCAUCAGAAGGUUGUCAAGGUGUGUUGAUCAUAAAUUACACAAAGACAACCAUUCAGGCAUAUACAAAAGAUGCACUUACCUCCUUUGAGGAUGAAGAUUGGAAGAGCAUAACAUCAAAUCUAGAAUCUGGUAACAAAGUAGAAAUUGUGGUUGUUUUGGGGGAUGGAUUCAUUGUUGAGAAGACUACAGUAUAUCUCUUAUAUGAUGAACCAAUCGACAAAGAAAUGGAACACUGCAAUGCAAUAGGCAAGGAGAGUGUUAUUGCUUUUAGUCAUGAGGAUAAGAAUGUUGGUGUUUCUGAUGGUGAUAAUAUUCAUGUCCCAAUGGACCACAUUAUUACUGGUUCAGAGCAAGAUGAAGCUUUAAGUGAUGAUAAGCAUGGGCAGGCAAUGAGUAGAAAAAGAAAGUCAGAUUAUUCUAAUGGGAUACACUACAAUGCCUAA